Messenger RNA from Schistosoma turkestanicum, 783 nucleotides. NCBI's taxonomy places the organism in Eukaryota, Metazoa, Platyhelminthes, Trematoda, Strigeidida, Schistosomatidae. The record is from the annotation of a GenBank genome assembly.
AUGUUAUCGAUGCAUUCUAGUUUAGAGAAGAAUUUUUCUGGUGUUUUCGAGGUUAUAUUAUAUACUACUGGGGUAGUUGCUCACCAACAAUUCUACUGUCAAGGACGAAAAGAAGUUAUGAAACACUUACAAACAUCCACUGCAAAUUCAGUUACAUCGCAUAUACCUACAUCUCCUGGUAAUCAUACUGUUUUAAACUGUUCUACAACUACUACCGGUUCACCAGCUAGUAAACGCCGUUGUACUACAACUGAAAAUCUUUCAUCUACCGCUCAUAAUCUAAAUCACACUAGAAUUAUUUCAACUAAUCAAACAAAUUCAUCCACAUCUAGUAGUGGUGAUGAAGCGGAAAGUAUUAAAAGUAAUCGGCUAUCACCACCAUCCAGUUCUAAAUUAUCGCCAAAUCGUCAUUUGCCAAUAAAUCAAGAAAUUAACGCAGAUUGUGAAACAGAUCAGUCAAUUUCAACAACUCAUUGGGAACCCUGUGGUGCAAGUGAACUACGUUGUUCUGCAUGUGGUUAUGUUGGUCAAACUUCACGUGGCAUGAAAAUGCAUAAAAAACUUCAUGAAUGUAACGGUACGACAUCAAAGAAUCCCAAAUCAAUUUGUGAAAUAAAGACGGAAAAUGAUAUUCUCACUAAUAAUUUCGAUAUUAAUCUACACGUUGGCAAUGAUCAUAAUUCACCGUCACGAAAUGAUAUCAAAAAAUUACACAAUUUAACUAAUGACACUCAAAACAGUGACGCAUUUCCAGAUGAUUUUGUCAAAAAAGAACAGUUGUAA